UUUGUCGGUGGCUUUUUUUUUUAUCUUUCAAAUGUUUUCGCUUCCCGCCGGAAUAAUGCAGUCAUAUAUUCCCAUCAGUGACAGUUUCUCGGGACGAGACCCUUGGACUGUAACGAACGGAGGAAAAUUAGCAAACAAGCGUGCGGAGUGGUAGGAGUAGGUUAGACGGCGCCGAGCCGCCGUAGCUAACGUUAGUUAUCCGAGUCUCGGCUCUACCGGGCCGGCUCGCGCAGGGCUGGAGCGCGCGCCAUUUUGUGAACAUUGACAUAAAAUCUCAUAGAAAAGUGAUACUUUUAUAGAGAUGCAUUUUGAGAGCAUGUCGUAUGAGAAAUGUGCUAUUAUUGAUGGGGAGCUCUGAGGGUGUUGUAAUCUGUUGUCUGUGUUGGGCUAGUGUGGACAUUGAGUGUGUUCUUAUGUGAAGAGCAGCGGUGUACGUAGCUGGUUAGCCUACUAGCUAGCUGGUUAGCCACACUCGUUAAUCUCCGACCUAGCAUUAGCUAAGGUUUCAUAGCUGCUGUUUUAAAAGUUGUGCGCCAGGCUGGUCGUGGACGUAACCACAAACAGUGACUGACAUUCGGAAAAUCAGGUUGGGCUGCCAUGUUUGGUGCAUGUUAGUUGCAAUAAGGGCCGUUUAGCUAGGUUAGCUAUCCGGAUAGCUAGUUUAGCCACCGUUGGCUACAUCCGGAUUGGAAAUCUGGGUGUCUGUGUCUUUGGAAGUAUCGUUGCUAACGUUACAGAAGCUGGAUAAGUGGCUUUACCGUUACUAAAUCUGGGACUUUAAAUGAAGAUCACACCAUCAAAGUGGGUUGUGGUUUGCUGCUGGACUCUUCUCCCAGGAUGAUAUGAAAUUAUACAGGCGACGAUGCAUCCAGGGGGAGAGACCUCAGCAUGCAAACCUUCGUCCGUCCGGCUUGCACCCACUUUUUCUUUCAGUGCUGCUGGUCUUCAGAUGGCUUCUCCAAUGCCUCAUUCACACCAGCAGUACAGUGACUGUCACCAGCAGAAUACAGACCAGUCUGUCACUGUACUGCCAUACAGUGAACAGACACAAGCACUCACUGCCAUCCAGAGGCACAUGCCCCCGUGCUUUCGUGACCCAUCUGUAGCUCCUUUGAGGAAGCUCUCCAUUGACCUGAUCAAAACCUACAAACACAUUAAUGAGGUAUAUUAUGCAAAAAAGAAGCGGCGGCACCAACAGGGUCAAGGUGAAGACUCCAGCCAUAAGAAAGAGAGGAAGGUCUUCAAUGAUGGCUAUGAUGAUGACAACUAUGACUAUAUCGUCAAGAAUGGGGAGAAGUGGAUGGACCGUUAUGAAAUUGAUUCUCUAAUUGGAAAAGGGUCUUUUGGCCAGGUUGUAAAAGCUUACGACCGUGCUGAGCAAGAAUGGGUAGCAAUUAAGAUCAUCAAGAACAAAAAGGCUUUUCUCAAUCAAGCUCAGAUUGAAGUGCGGCUUCUUGAACUCAUGAACAAACAUGACACAGAGAUGAAAUACUAUAUAGUUCAUCUGAAGAGGCACUUCAUGUUCCGGAAUCACCUUUGCUUAGUAUUUGAAAUGCUGUCAUACAACUUGUAUGACUUGUUACGAAAUACAAACUUUAGAGGGGUUUCCUUGAACCUGACCCGGAAGUUCGCCCAGCAGCUGUGCACCGCCCUGCUCUUUCUUGCCACUCCUGAGCUCAGCAUCAUACACUGUGACCUCAAGCCAGAGAACAUCUUGCUGUGUAACCCCAAGAGAAGCGCCAUUAAAAUAGUGGACUUCGGAAGCUCCUGCCAACUUGGACAAAGGAUAUAUCAGUAUAUACAAAGUCGAUUCUAUCGCUCUCCUGAAGUGCUUCUGGGGAUGCCGUAUGAUCUGGCUAUAGACAUGUGGUCACUGGGAUGCAUACUGGUGGAGAUGCACACAGGAGAGCCUCUGUUCAGUGGAGCCAAUGAGGUGGACCAAAUGAACAAAAUCGUUGAAGUUCUUGGCAUCCCACCGAAUCACAUAAUGGACUUGGCACCAAAAGCCAGAAAGUUCUUUGAGAAGUUGUCAGAUGGGACAUGGAGUAUAAAGAAGACCAAAGAUGGGAAAAGGUACAAGCCUCCAGCUUCUCGUAAGCUCCAUGCCAUCCUGGGAGUGGAGGCUGGGGGUCCAGGAGGUCGACGGGCUGGUGAAUCUGGCCACGCAGUAGCUGACUACUUGAAGUUCAAGGAUCUCGUACUCAGAAUGCUGGACUAUGACCCUAAGACCCGAAUCCAGCCCUACUACGCCCUCCAGCACAGCUUCUUCAAGAAGACGGCAGAUGAAGGAACCAACACGAGCAGUAGUGUUUCAACAAGUCCUGCACUUGAGCAGUCGCAGUCCUCAGGGACCACUUCUAGUACAUCCUCAAGCUCAGGAGGAUCAUCUGGAACGAGCACCAGUGGCAGAGCGAGGUCUGAUCCAACUCACCAUCAUCGACACAGUGGAGGUCACUUUGGCACUACCAUGCCAACUAUAGACUGUGACAACCUCUGCCCUCAGACAAGACAGCCUUACCAUCCACCUGUAGUUUGGACUGGUGGUGUUGGACCAGAACCUGUCACUGUAGAGACACAUCCAGUCCAAGAGACCACGUUUCAUGUGCCUCCCCAGCAUCCUAAAGUGUUGCGCCCUCACCACCACCACCACCACCACCAUCACCACCACGCCCACCAUCAUGGACAGGUCAUAGCUCUCUCUAAGCCACGGCUCUACAACUCGCCAACCAACAGCGCCUCCACGCAGGAUUCUAUGGAGGUUGUGCAUGGUCACCUGUCCAUGACGUCCCUGUCUUCCUCUGCCUCCUCGUCCUCCACAUCUUCCUCUUCCACGGGAAACCAUGGCAACCAGGCUUACCAGUUUCGCCAGGUUCCUGCCAGUGUCCUGGGCUUCAGCCAAAAUGGAGGCAUAAGCAUGGGUUUGGGUGCCUUCUCAAAUCCUCGCCAAGAGACCGGCAUUGCUGGACAUCCAACUUACUCUGCUGCCACAAACACAGGACCUGCUCGCUUCAUAACGGAGGGACAUUUGGGUUUGAGACCAGGUAUGGAGAGGGAGGAGUCUCCAAUGCCUGGAGUGUGUGUUCAGCAGAGCUCAAUGGCCAGUUCGUGACUAAGCUGAAAACAGUAUGUUUUCUGUGUAUGAUUGAUUUUUAUUUUAUUUUAUAGUUGAUGUUUCAUUUUCUUCUAUUUUUAAAUGGUGCAUAGAGAACAAAAGCUGCUCACUUUUUAGGGGAGAUAUCACUGAAUUGCUACAAUUGGAGAUUAUUUAAAGAUAGCUAUUUCAAAUAUAUUUCCUUUUUCAGUUAACACAUUAGUAAUGCUGCAAAACCACCAGGGUGAGCUUGAGAACUCCAUCUACAGCUCACUCGCUGCACAUAGUGCUGAUUUUCCCCAUUGUUUCUUCUUAGUUUUUUUUUUUUUUUUACUUUCCUUUCGGUUUGUUUUUGUCUGUUUUAUAGUGAGCAUUUCAUAUCCAAGCGCUGCCACAGAACUCUAUGUAAAGCAAUGCAAAAACAUCCAUACAAGUUCAAAUGGUAAAACAUUUUUGACCUUUUUAAAAUUAUUUUAAAACUUGAUAAUUUAUUUACCCUUUAAGUGAAAACUCAAAAGAGCUGUGUGUUUAAAAACUGUAGCGUGUCAAGGAAGCAGUACUUGCAGUGACCUUUCACGUUGUUUGUAUUGUGUAACUCUUUGAAAGGCGGCACAUGGAAGUGGAGCUCCGGCAGUGAGCGCCAUGGGGUGGGGGAACACCUCGUACUCCAGCUGGGCUUCACAGACUCAGCUGCAGUACUGCUCAGACCGAGAGCUCUCGGACUCCAGGGGUUGCUUUCUCACUAACUGAUGAGGACAUGCACUGUAAAGUGUCAGAUCCAUAUUAAUUAGGGGCAUUGUUAAAAAUCAUAUCGGCCUUAGAUUUUGAAUGAGAACAUGGACAAUAAUGGUUAAAUAAAGAUGGUUUUCCUAUAUUUUUAACAUUUAAAUGGUCCUUAAUUGGUUAGCGGAAUGCUAAACAGAAUAGUGGUUAUUAAGAGGCCUUUAUUACAGGGUCAAGUGUCCUAAAAAGACUUCCUAUAAUUCUUCCCUGAGUGGGAUAUUAAUGAAGGUAGUUGGCCCUAUUUAAGAUGCUUGGUUUUAUUUUAUUUUAUUUUUUUCCCCUUUGAGUAUACAGUUUUCACUGAAGAUUGCAUACUUAAAUUUGCCUCUUCAAUUUUUAGUACAUAAAGAAGUGCUGAAAUUUGUGACUGCCUUUUUCUCCUCUUGAAUUAUGCUGUGAAUUUUACAUUGUUUUUCUUGUUUCUUUUUUUUUUUAUACCAAAGUGAUUGAUUUUAUAGUUCUGUAACCAAUAAUGUAGCAGUUCACUUCAACACAAGGUUUAUUAAAAGUAUAAAUUUUGUCCAUACAAAAUGUCUAUCAGAUACUAUUGCAAACUGGAAUUUUUGCUGAACUUGGUACAUUUUUAUAUUGAGUUUGUCACGUGAUUCACCCCAUCACCUUUUUUUUUAAUGCAUUAUGUCAAAUAGGAACAUAGUUUAGAGAGUUCCUAUCUGCUGCUCUGCAGGCUCCAGAGUAGCUGAGUGAUCUGCAAAUGACAAUGAGGAGAGAGAAUUUUAAGUUUGUAAUUACCUGACCAAUCAAUGGGUAAUGCUGCCUCUAAUAGUUUGAAUAACAUACUAAUUUCUACCUAAGUACCCAAGUAGCUACUCAAAUUGAAAUAUUCAGGCAGUGUACUGUAGCUACUUUGAGUUAAAAUUGUUACACAUUCAAUUUUUAUGUCUGCUUCCUGUAUACUAUUCAAAGGGAAUCUAGAAAUGACUGGCACACGGCUGCCUGGGCACAUGCAUGUUUCGAAGAGGAUCAAUGUUUUUUUAAUCACUUUAUAGUCACAUAAGCAAUUGCUAGUAUUUGCAUAUGCAAUCUCACCUAGACUUUACAGUAAGAUCAGAGAUUGUUAAGUGUUUUCCCACAUACCCUCACACUUGUGUUUGGUGUCAACUAAGACCAACACCUUGCUUAUUACCUCUUUGAAUCUAACAGUUCAACAGACAGCAGGACAUAAAGAAAGUUGUGUUUAUUUUGGUGUUUUGUUAUUAAAAGACUUCACUACCUUCAUAUAAACUGAAUCAUAUUUGUUAUAUUUACAUAUCCCAAGAGUAAUUGUAAUGAGAAUUGUCUCUAAAUGUUAAAAUUGCUUUUAAAAUGUUUUUAUAAAUUAAACCAUUUGAGUGGGAAUCCAGCAGUUUGCUGACCUCAACAUAAAACAUUCCAAAAGAAAAAUAAAAUUAGAGACUUUAAAUGUAUACCUGUUUCAGCUGUUGCUAAGUGACAUCUGAUUUAGUGCAGUUUUCAUAAAAUGCAGCCCCUUUUUAAUAGUUGAAAUAGAAUUUAUGUAUAUAUUUAUAUUUUUUUAAUAAAGAAGGUAUAGAACUCACUACAUUACUCCUGCUGGUAUAUCAGUCAUAUUGUCAUCCUUUUUAUUUCAAUGAGAAGAUGAAAUUUUCCUUUCCUUUGAGUUGGUUCUUUGGUACAAAACUGCUUUUUAAAGAGCACCAGGUUUAAUCAGAAUGACACUUUGAUAAGGAAAGAACAAGCUCUUGUACUGAAAGAUUACUUUCACAGGGUAUAUAGUCUGCUUGUGUGUCCACAAGCUUUCUUUUUGUCUUUGGCCCUUUUGUCCAAGGAAGACCAUGGCUCCUCAGAGCCUGAGUGCACAUAGCAUCAAAAAGAGAAAGAACGCUGAUCCAGGAUUCACAACAUAAACCGUAUCAAUAGGAAAGGAAUUUGGUCUUAGUUCAACACUCCUUUUCAGUGAAGCUUCUGUAUUGAGGGCCCGUUAUUCUAAACCCAUUGUAACACAGUCACUGUUAUGGUUAUGUAGACCCGAGUGACCCCCUGCCCCAAAAGGGUUCAUGAAUUAAGCUCUUGUCCUUUUCUCAAAGUUCUCAGUUUUAUUAAGAUGUUCUGCUGCCAUUUUUUAAAAAUUGUUUUUGCUUUUUUAAUACAUGAAACAUGCACUAUAUAACUGAACAGCAUGGGGAAAAGGAUGUGUCCACAGAUUGUAAGAACUAGUCAAGACUUUGCUGUGUAUAUGAAAAUGCUCUUUGUAUUAUAUAUUCAGUCUUAUGUAUGAUAUAUAUAAAAAAAUAACCUAC
This is a messenger RNA of Electrophorus electricus (electric eel), 6150 nucleotides long. RefSeq names its product dual-specificity tyrosine-(Y)-phosphorylation regulated kinase 1A, b (gene dyrk1ab). NCBI's taxonomy places the organism in Eukaryota, Metazoa, Chordata, Actinopteri, Gymnotiformes, Gymnotidae. Gene Ontology annotation, biological process: peptidyl-serine phosphorylation; peptidyl-threonine phosphorylation; protein autophosphorylation. Gene Ontology annotation, molecular function: ATP binding; protein serine/threonine/tyrosine kinase activity; protein serine/threonine kinase activity. The record is from RefSeq and is a predicted model, not a curated record.